Molecule: messenger RNA, 6004 nt
Organism: Mesocricetus auratus (golden hamster)
Lineage: Eukaryota; Metazoa; Chordata; Mammalia; Rodentia; Cricetidae
Gene: Fgf2
Product: fibroblast growth factor 2
Exons: 3
Coding region: 180-644 (154 amino acids)
Biological process (GO): positive regulation of cell population proliferation; positive regulation of gene expression; regulation of cell migration
Cellular component (GO): cytoplasm
Molecular function (GO): growth factor activity; fibroblast growth factor receptor binding
Source: RefSeq, a predicted model, not a curated record
UGUGCCACACAGGGCUUCUGGGCUCUGAGCAGAGUCCUGCGCGGGGCUGUGCGUGCGGCGGGACGCGGACCGGGAGGCUGGCUGCCCGCGGGCGAGCCGCGCUGGGAGGCCGAGGCCGGGGUCGGGGCCGGGGAGCCCCGCGAGCCGCCACAGCGGGGUCCCGGGGACGCGGAGGGACCAUGGCUGCUGGCGGCAUCGCCACGCUUCCCGCACUGACCGAGGACGGCGGCGCCGCCUUCCCGCCCGGCCACUUCAAGGACCCCAAGCGUCUCUACUGCAAGAACGGCGGCUUCUUCCUGCGCAUCCACCCCGACGGCCGUGUGGACGGCGUCCGCGAGAAGAGCGACCCACACGUCAAACUACAACUGCAAGCAGAAGAGAGAGGGGUCGUGUCUAUCAAGGGCGUGUGUGCCAACCGGUACCUUGCUAUGAAGGAGGAUGGACGGCUGCUGGCUUCUAAGUGUGUUACAGAAGAAUGUUUCUUUUUUGAACGCUUGGAAUCUAACAACUACAAUACUUACCGGUCCAGGAAGUACUCCAGUUGGUAUGUGGCACUGAAACGGACUGGGCAGUACAAACUCGGAUCCAAAACGGGGCCUGGGCAGAAGGCCGUACUGUUUCUUCCCAUGUCUGCUACGAGCUGACUCGCUUCAGAAUCGUUAAUGAGAGAAAAGAACGCACACAGCUAAGUCUGGACACCUGGUUUGAUCGCUCAUUAUGUAACAAGACACUUAACCAUUACCUCAGUAAAGAAAAACAGCAAGUUUUGGAAAAAAAAAUUAAGACUUCCCCCUUUUAUAGUAUAGAGCUUUGGUUGUGACCCGGUGAUGAUUAGAGCCACAAUCUUUUUCAUCUAUUUUCUUUAUUUGAAAAGAGGAUUUAAAAAUAUGUACAUUCGUAGAUUCCCAUCAUGGAAACCACACAAGCGAGAAAGCUGGCGCCAGGUAUUAACGGCAGAUGAUGGCCGUCUUUGGUUCACUCCCGUGUCUGCGUUCAGUCCACUCCCGUUGUGGCUCUGUAACUCUCGGGCAGUCCCCUGUGAUAGAGUUUGUAGAACAGGCCUGUGUACACUGACGGGAGUUCCUCCAUACUGAGGUCAAUUUUGUCAAACCCUUCCCUGUGUCCAUAAAGCAAAAGCCUAGCUACCCUGCUGGUGAUGGGGGUCGUGUUUUCAGUCCUGGCAAGCUUUUCUAGAUCCAUCCAUUCACACUUCAAGCAUUCCUGCUGGCAGAAGUUGAUAGUGAAGGAACAUGGGUGCAGGCGGCAGAUCAGGUACAUGUCUGACUUCCCAAAGGCUCCAGGGUUCCUGUGUUGCUGCCGGAUGCUCAGCAGGGACCUGAAUUCUGACUUCACACCAGUCUCUUCGAAAACCUCUCGGACUGCUGUGUCACCUAUGUGAAAGAGAGAAACAAACACAGAGAUUUCGUUCUUAGAGAUGCCAUCAAAGGUUUCCAGAUGCAAUCUGGAAGUUAAACAGCAAAGCUCUGUCUUCAAACUGCUUUCUGGAUGUUGUGCAGUGCACUUUGUAUUUAAGAUGCUUUUGAGACACUGAAGGUCUCCUUGGAGGCCAUGCAUGUGUCCCGUGUGGGAGCCACAUCUUCUUAACCUCUUUCUGCUCUAUUUCCCAAAAGAACACAUUUGCAAACAAAGCUGCACUAACAUUCUGAUCAAUCCUUCCUUCCCCUUUAUCCUGCCCCAAACAUCCAUCAAACUGCCUGAGUUUAUGAACAUUAAACUGAGGGAAAGUAUCCAUCCUUUGUUACAGAAGGCUGUAGUGCUGAACAUACUUGAGUUAGCUGUGAAAUGACUCUGACUUCUUUGUGAUCUCAAACCUCACAGGACAAAGUCUUUCACCAUGGCUAUACCCACUCCUAGCCAGCUGCUGGUGGAUCCCACCGUGGUUAUGCUCCCACCCCCACCCCUGGUGGAUCCUAGCCUGAUUUGAAAACUGCUUUUACUUGAGAUCAGAUUGUGUAGAACUUGGGAUUCAUUCCUUCAACAUAAAAAUACAGUAGCUGUUUCAGCAAACAUUUUCAUAAGGCUGGAAAUGCAUAUAGUUUUAUAAUGUAACAAGGUUUUUCACAUUUUUGUAAGUAUUUUUAAUUAAAUACAAAUUUCCAUGGCAAGACUUUCAUCACCAUUAACAUUGCAUUUAUGUCCAGUUUUUCUAAACACUGAUGAAGAAUGCCUGAAUGGACUUCACUAGUUCUGAUGCUCUAUAGCUGCCUGCCUUGAUCGCUUUUCUGGUCAUCUUUAGAAUUGUUAUAGGUUGUUUAAUGCCUUUAAUGCCUCUCUGGCUGUUGGCCAAAUAGCACCUAAGUUUGCCUUGCCAGUAAUUCUACUGAUAACACCUAUGCAUUGAAGAGCUAUCAAAAGUACACAGUUCCAUACACUGUCUCUCCUGCCCCACUGGACACAAACCAGCCCCUAAGACAUGCUCUUGUUUCUAAGAAACAGUUCUGGAAAAGUUCACAGGAACAGUAAAUUGGUCAAAAACACAUGACAUCUAUCUAUCAUUCUUUAAGUGUAUGCUGACUUCCCUUGUGGCUGAGAUUUGUUCAUAGGUUAAUGAGCAUGGCCAGAAAUUACAUUUCAAAACUGAAAGCACCAAGACAAGACAUACAGCUCACCAUGUCGAUGCCUGCCUCAGCAUGCUGGGUUCAGUUCCUAGUUCCACAUAAUGAGGGAGGGAACAGGGGCAUCAAAGAACAUUAUAGGCUCACAAAGUUUCUCUAGUAAGAAAAUAGUUUUCAUCUUGCAUACAAUACAUUAUUAAAGUUAUUAAAAAUUGUGGCACUAGUCUUCAACGUUUAUAUAGUGGCCUCUGACUCUUGUGUGUGUAUAUAUAUAUAUGUGUAUAUAUAUGUAUAUAUAUGUAUGUAUGUAUACCACACACACACACACACACACACACACACACACACACACACACACAUAAACACUUUUCCCAUGCUCUGGAAAAUAACCUUGGGGAUCCUGCUCAGUUCUUAGCACCACUAGUCUGACCAGCUGUCUGUAAGUCACGGAAACAGGCCAGGGUAAACAAGAGUGAGUGUCCUACUUAGCAGUCAUUAUAGUGGUGGUGACAGGAUGAACACUGCCUGGCUAGCCGGGAUAGUUUAACAAAUCAGUGCAUCACCCACUAGCUAAAAGCAGGAAAUGCAAGCCAGUGCUUUUGUUUCUAAAGUGUGGGACAUCCUCCCCUUCCACUUCAAAUUUAAAUUUAUCAAGAUAAACUGCUGUUUCUUUCCAAUUAUUUUAACAGACUUUAACCCAGCUGAAAUAACAAUUUCUGUGUGUGAAGAAUCUAGAAGCUCAGUUUUGCUGCUGAAGAGGUAUGCUGAACGUCAGGCUGGAUUACUGAACAGUAGGACAGUAUGAGGUUCCACGUUCCUUCUGUUUUGUAGGAUGUCAUGGUAGGAUGCCAUGAGAUGGAAUAAAGGGAUGGGAGACGUUCAGCAUGUGGGUUUCCUUGAGCUCUCUCUGGCACUGUUCAACAUCCCUGGUUAGCUGAAGCAAGAUAUGGUUUUUACUGAGAGUAAUGUCAUAUAGUAGGAAGGCAUUUUGUUCCUUUGGAUCAUACAAGACACCUUUAGGCUCAAGCCUUAAGGACUUCAAUUUAUUUUGCAUUUUCAAAACUUAAUUUCUUACAACUCUCAGCAUAUCAAUGUUUAACCUACCUUGCACUAUCAGAGAUGAAAGAUUCCAAAAAAAAUGAGCUUUUGAAUUCACUAGUAUUUAUUUACUGGUAUUUAAUAACAGGCUAAUUAACAGCCAGUAAAUGUCAAACUGUUCAGGAUGGCAACAUUCCAAAAGUGUAUUUCGUGCUUUCCCAAACAAAGGUUUCAAGAAUAUAAUUUCCAGGUGGUCUAAACAAUCUGGCUUCCUCAUGAGAGUACUUUUGUUUUGUACUGGCUAUCAACAGAAACAGGUUGUAGAGGAUCAGGUUCUAAAGCUAAUGGUGAAUGCCAUUGUCUGCUUUUUAGUUCAGAUAAGUUAUUUUGAUAACCACAGAUACUAAAAAAAACAAAAAAAACAAAAACUAGAAGUACAUUUAAAAUGAUGUAGACUUAAAGGAAAGAUGGUGGAAUUAUACCUAAAACUGAAUUUAUAUACACUUUGCUUGAAAAUGUGUUUUUUCAUUUACAUCCAAGUGUGUCUGAAAUUCUUAGGAUUUACUGAAGUUCUAAAGGAAAAAACCCCAUCUCCAUUCAUUUGAAAAGGUAUGUCUCAGGAAGGAAAGGCACAUGGGGCUUCAGAUGGCUUCCCCUCAGAGGAGGGAGAGAAGGCUAGACCUGAAUUACCUUGUUCACAUGCCCUCACACACCACAUAGUUAAUAGGAGAACAUUAAGAAGGUGGCCUCUACUCUCAGUAUUUGGCACCCCUACUAAAUACAGAUGUCCCUGAAGACAUGGUCUAAGUAGCACGGAGUAGCCGAAAACACCAUCCUCUUGCCUCGGCUUCCUUAGUACUGGGGUAAAUAGGCAUGUGAUAUCACACCAAGGUCCCCAGAGUACACACUGACAACAGACCACCCCCUAUCCUGAGAACUAAGCAAACAAUCAGUGAGAACAUAACCCAAGGUCUGUUUUACGUAUCUGAAUGUCAUCAGCAUGCUGAUGGGUUGUUAGGAGCUGGCCAUGUAAAUAUAGACAGGGUAUUUAGAUCUGUGUAACAUUUAAAAAUUCAGACUUCAUGAACAUACACUCAAAUAUAAAUAAACACAGUAGCUGGUUAAGGAGAAAUGAGAAUGUUAAAAGGUCUUUGAGAAAUAAUAUGAAUAUCUAACGUAUUAUUUAUAGAUCAGGGUGAUAUUGAGUUUAACCUAAUUGUUUAAGGAACCGCAUAAUUCUAUGCAUUGUGGAUCAGUGACUAAGUCCUUAGCUCCCAGCCUUUCUCCCUAUAAGAUGAUUUGGUGGGAGAUGGGAGGCAUGCCAUUUCCCACUUGAGACUUCCUCAUAAGAUAUUUUAUUAUGCUUUGGACUAUUCAUAAUAAAUAUGAAAACCUUCAAAAGAGAAUUAAUUAUAUCACUAUCUCCUUGUGGUUGGCUUUAUUAUACUUCAAAGUUCAUUUAAAUUUUUCAACCAUAUGUGAACAUAAUAUGGUCAAGAAUUCAAAAUGUUAGCCUUAAUUGAAAUAUUUAUAAUGAACUUUACUGGUGAACAUCUCAAGUCAAUGCCUUUUAGACGACCUCAGAGCAUCCCUGGAAAGGGGUGUUAACACUCCCUAAGGACGGGCUGUGCUAGAAAACUCAUGCUCACUGAAUAGCAGCCCUCAGAAUCUGCUGGAAAUUUUCUGACUUGGUCUGAAACAGUUAGAAAAUUUAAAGUCUUAUUCUUAGCUAGAAAACCAGAAGGAAACAUGAAAUUUCCAAACAUUUUCAAGCUUAUCAGAAAUAUAUAGAUACAUACCAAUAUCUUCUCCAGGUUCUGACAGGCCUCCUGGAAACUUCCACACAUUUUUCAGCUGCAGUGCAAGGGAAACACACGGUGUCAUGAUUCACUCUCAUUCUCCUGUUUCUGUCCGCUUCUCCCCUAGCCCACCCACAGCUGCUCACGGUAGCAAAAACUUGUGUUUAGCGAUUCUACUCUAUUUCCCCCAGCUUUCGUAUUACUUCAUCUUUUCUCUUUUGAUGGAGAUGGUGACUGAAGAAAUAGUUUCCUCUUACUCUUCACGAAAUAGAAUUGGUGUUAUUUAGCUAAUGUGAUACAACUUGUAUUAAUGAAACUCUGGAGGGAAGUAUCUAUUAAUUUGUGUACUUUACAGAACCUGGCUGCUAGUUAAAUAUGAACAAAUAGGACCUUACAGAUGCUGCUAUAAGUAGAGUACAGGAGAAAUGUAACCACCGAGGUAUGCUACUCUAGAGUUUUACAUGCAUUUACUGCGUUUUGUUUCUAAUCACAGAUAUUAUUCAAAUUUUCUUCAUGUUAUGAGUUUUGUGUAAAAUGUUAUUGCUUUUUAUGAGUAGUGUGAAUAAAAUUAAUUUGGUUUCUUGGCUAUCA